Molecule: messenger RNA, 4290 nt
Organism: Tuber aestivum (summer truffle)
Lineage: Eukaryota; Fungi; Ascomycota; Pezizomycetes; Pezizales; Tuberaceae
Source: the annotation of a GenBank genome assembly
GAUCCCUCCUUCGGUAUUUCUCCCACUUCUAUAAUCCAUCUUUAUUACUAUUACCGGUAUUGUUAUUAUCUUUUGUCUGGCAGGUAGGCAGGUGGGUCACAUCGCUGCUGAAACAUACCUACCUUACCAUAUGGCAAUUCGCUUUCCUUUCUUUCCUUUCCCUUUCACUUAAAGAUCUGUUCAGCCCCUUCUCAUCCCCGGCCUUCUCAAAAUCUAUUUUUUUUUGACUCCUUCUCCUCCUCCUCUCCCUCCCUCUCCCUCUCUUUUUUACCUCUCCUAAUCUACUGAUAUCUGUCUUUGUGCUUUCCUCGUUCAUUUAUCAUUGUCUCCGCUGUGCACCUGCCGUUCCCUUCUUUUUCAUACAUACACACAGGCCCCAACCCGCCCAAAUACAUAAGCAGCAUCCUCCAUAGCAUAAGCAGAAGCAGAAUCACAAGCAGCUACCCGGCCACUUUCUCUUGGAUAACCUUUUUUCCGCACCUGGGUAUAUUCAUAACAUAUCUUGCAUUGCAUUGCAUUGCACAUUCACUCACCGGCUCCUUUAUUUUAUUUUUUCCCUUUUUUCCUUCCUCUGCAUCCGUGGCUUUGCCGCUGGUUUCCGUCCCGGGGCGAUCGAGUGUGUAGCAUUAUUGUUUGUUCCUCGAGGUAUACCGGUGGGUUAGCGUGUUCGAACCUCUGAUAUCUUUCCAUCUUUGAGGGGCGGGCUCAUUUGCGCUUGUUGCGUCAUAAGCGGUUGGUUGGGGUUUAUUGCAACUCGCAUUACCGACGAGUAAGGCAAGUGAUCUCUUCCGUUUCCCUUCCUUCCCUCCCCCUUGUCGCUCCCCCCAACCAGCCAAUCCCCACGUCCCCCGAGUUUUCAGGUCCCGGUUACCUCCAUUUCCAAUUGGACAGCCCGUUAUUAACUUGACCUCCAUCAAGCCGAUUAUUGUUCGUUCCCCUACCUUCAUCCCGGAAUCAUCCAAUCGCGUGCGACAUGGAUUCCGCCCUCGCUCAUUCGUUUUCAGGCUACUCACAGCCCGAGCAUCGCUUGAAUCGCAUACUGCAGUUCCAUCCGCACUUACAGCUAGUCGACGACUCUAGCCGUUUUGCCUCGAAUUCUUCGUCAUCGGUCUCCCUGACAUCCAUGUUUCCCAUGCCCGGUGGUGGCCCUUGCAAUAAUAAUGAUAAUAAUUUUCAAUAUUCUCAGCCUCCGCCGCCCCCACCACCACUAUUGUCGUUAUCGAGGAGAGGUUCGGAUUGUAGCGUUUUGAGCAAUGCUUCGUCCGACGGGGAUGGGGGAGUUCUAAUGAUGGUCGAAUCGAGAUGCCGACUCACCCGCGAACAGGUUCAAUUGCUCGAGCGUCAGUUUUCUGACUCUCCGAAGCCCAACACUAAGAUCCGUAGGGCUUUGGCUGACAAAACUGGUCUGUCUGUACAACGCGUUGGGGUGAGUACAUUGUAGAAGUGGGGGGAAAAGGAUUCCAUUCAAAACUUCCUAAUUACACACGGUCUGCCCACAAUACUAUCACCUCGGAAUUUUCUCCCGUUGUGUUACCGUUCCGUGCCCUUAAUUCACCUUCCCUAUAUAACCUCUCCGCAUCUCUUUUUUCGUCGCUCUACUGCUACUUGUUUGUGCCUCGUUCUUUUUUUUUUUUUUUUUUUUUAUAACCAGAAAGUAUCUAACUUUUCUUUCUCUCCUUUUGUUGAGUAGAAUUGGUUUCAAAACCGACGAGCCAAAGCGAAGCAACAAAAACGACAAGAGGAAAUGCAAACGAGGCAGAUACUCGCAUCGGCCGGCCGACGGCGAGCAACCGAGCCUUCUUCACCCGCUUCCUCAAGUCCUUUACUGCUACCAACCGGCACCACUACCGCCAGUAGUGGCUCAACCUUCCCAGCGGAUGGCAUGAUGAUUGCUCCAAAGCCCCCGCGUCGGGCAAAGUCGUUCGCGGACAUCCCUUCGACGCCCGCUCGUUUCGCCGAGAAACACGGGGAGGGCGCCUCUCCUUACUCCUCGCCUUCUGAAGCUAGUUAUGCUUCGUUGGCGCGAUCGCUUGCUAUUGCUGCAGCCGCGGCGGCGCAGGCAGAUUCAGUUGGGGGAUUCCAGGAGAAUUCCCACGAGAUUCCUAGUCAAUCUCAACCACAAUCACAGCUUCCGGGAUAUAUGCAUCCGUUCACUCUGGGUGGGACGGAGAGUCCAUGGCCAAUAUCCCGGUUCUCGGACUAUGGCUCUAGUACCGCUUCUUCAAUAAUAUACACUCCGACACCGGCAGGUCAGUUGGAGGACCCGUUCGAGUAUGACCAGAUACCUCCAGACUCUGAUCACUGCUACGAUGGUGGCAAUUCACAAUCGAAUGAUGAUUCGGCUGAACCGGGGGGUUACUUUGAUUAUCAUUACCCACAGGAAGACUUUUCCGCCUUUGCUGCGGCGAUUGACGUUAUGUCUACCCAGAGGGCUUUUGUACUGCCCGCUAUGCCACCAACACGCUUUCUACGGUCUCCAAGGGCCGGGGAUGGGCAGGGAUUCCAACCUCACCAUAACCAGAACCACCACCAGCAGCAGCGGGAGGCGUCAGAGAGGGACUUUAUCCGCCGUGACUCCUGUCCCGGCCAGCUCUUGGACGCAUUUAGUUCUAUAGAUCUCCCUGAACAGGCCAAGAACGGGCUUCCCGGGAUCGAAAAUGAACUCACUCCCGAAGCAGAGCCGUCCCACCAACAAUCCCUCGCGAACCGCCGCAAAGCACCAACGCCAACACCUCUCGGCACCGCCAGCCUGCGAAACUCUUUCUUCACCCAACCCACCGCACCACCACCACCACACUCCUCAACCCUCCCCUCCUCCAACCUCUCCCUCCCAGCGACCUCCAUGCGCCGCAUAAAAUCAACUUCCUCUACAACUCAUACUGCCCUCUCCAGAUUCUCCCCACCAAGCUCACCCCCCAUCACGGCCGUGCAGGCCAAAUCCUUCAAUGGGCUGCUCUUGGAUGGUCAGGACUGGGACAUGGAGGAGGAAGCUGACCCCACGGCAACCAUUCGUCCGCGCACCGCCAGCUCCGGCGCCACAGUCGGAAAAGCCUUUUCCCUAGCAAACUUUUUUAAGGUGGAAGCCCCACCAACGCCGGUUUCUCCUGCCGAUGCUAGUGGAGUCAGUUCGUCUUCAUCCCCUCCCACCACCACCACCGUCAACAGCAAUGGCAGCAAAGCGGAAGCAGAAAUGUCCCCACCAGCGACCCCAGCGAACCAGCAAUGCACCAGCGCCGGUGACACCUCAACUACCCUCCGCGAGGCUGAUUUCGAAACGGCGCAGUAUAGUAUUUGUACUUCUCUCCCGUCGCUGUCAUCUGGCGUGCCCAGAACGGGUGGGGGGGAGUUUUGCAAUGGUGAUGCUGGUAGUAUUGUGGGGUUUGGGGGCGGGGGGCAGGAGUUUGGUGCGUUUGCUGCGGAAGCUGGUGGGAAGGAGGAGGAGGCGUUCCCGUUCGAGAGGUAUCUGGCUACUGCUAGGAGUGGGAAUGGGGAGGGAAUUUUCUAGUUUUCCUUUCUUUGGACUUGGGUGGUUGCUUGACUUGGUAUUACUACUGCUGUUUUCAUUUCUUUGCUUUUGUAUGGGCUUUCCUUUUUCAUUUCUUUUCGUUAUUCGGUUGGGUGGUGGAGUUUUUUCGAGUUUUUUUUUAUCAGUCUAUAUAGUUUUUUUAGUUUCUAGUCUUAUGUUACUUUCUUUGACUAUUCCAUUCCUACCUUACCCGUACUUGGCUAUAUCCUGCUCCUACUUAACUUAACCUUUUCUACAAUUUCUCGUUUUUCCUCUAAGAAGCAAAGUUGGAAGAAUGGUACACGAAAUAACUCUACAAGUAUAUUUUAUAUUCUUUAGUCCAGCCAAACUAACGCAAGUACUUGCCGUAGUCUCCUAUGACUACCUUAAUCUCCUUUUCUUUUGUGUCUUUUUCAAGUAUGAAGUGCACCAAGAACCUCGAAGGUUUCUGUGUGACCUUUGACUAACCAAUACGCAAGUUACCGGUAGUCAUCGUGCCAGUAGUAGCGGCAACUAGGAAAGUGAAAGAAUGUGAUGGUCCGGGUCAGCUGGAUUAGCAAAUACAAUGUCUGUAAUUUUCGCAUCAGCCUUGCACUUUUUUUCCUUCUUUUUUUCUGUUUCUAUCUCGUAAAGUGGGAGUCAUCCAUUCGGUCAGUCAGUCAGAUUUCGACGUGGUAGGGCUGGAGCGGAACAGAACAAAAUCGUAAGAAGUGAAAUUCAAGCGCCGAAAGACGAAACAAAAAAAAGAACUAAAACUUGACUUCUACAGCAACUAGUACGAGUAC